AUGAGCAAAAGCUCAUUUCAAGCCUUGAAGAAGUUUGGUGCAUUUAACAACAAAACAUAUACAGUCCUCUUAGUCGUCACAAAAGAUGAGAACUUUAAUGAUGACAGUUCUGAUGAUGACAGUACUGGAGAUGACAGUUCUGAUGAUGACAGUACUAGAGAUGACAGUUCUAGUGAUGAUAAUUUCAUCAAUAAUAGCCCUGGUUAUGGUCGUCAAAUGAUCUCUUCAAAUCCGAAGAUGAUCAUUCAUUUGAAAAGAUGUUUCUUGAUGAUGAAUAUGACAUUAAAGAAGAUGUGCAUAAAGCUCAAAAGUUUGCCUGGGAUGCGUGGCAUUUAUGGAAAAGUUGGUCCAAACGAGAAAAUACCAUAUUUUCAUUUGUUUAUAACAGUAGAUUUCAAGAAUGUUGAUGAAGCUGUAUUGAAAGAUAAAAUCGAUCAAAUGUUUGGACCGAAUGCUUCUAGAUACUUUGAAUUUCGUCCAAAACCAUCGAAAACACAAAGCUUCAACUCCUAUCAAAGAUUGCAGUAGAAAGAAACAGUCGGUCAGUUUCAAGAGGCACAUUAACGAUGUUCUGUUACCAGAACGGGAAACAUUACGCGUUGACCU
This is a messenger RNA of Xenia sp. Carnegie-2017, 606 nucleotides long. RefSeq lists its product as uncharacterized. The transcript is spliced from 3 exons. The record is from RefSeq and is a predicted model, not a curated record. Lineage: Eukaryota; Metazoa; Cnidaria; Anthozoa; Malacalcyonacea; Xeniidae. The coding region runs from base 1 to 528 and encodes 175 amino acids.